AUGCAGCUCUUCAACUUGCUCAUAGCAAAAUUGGCGUUUUUCAUUGGAAUAUCUGCUGCUUUGUAUGCAAAUACUGCACCUACAUUUGUCACGAACUGGAUGUAUGAUAUAAAGCAACUAUUCGCCAACGAUCAAUGGCACUAUAAAACGUUCAAAAAUGUUGACGAACGAAUGUCUAUUGCUUUCAAAGACCAUGAUCUUGAUCAGAAUGCAAAGGUAAAUUUUUUCUACUAUCAGAUUAAAAAAUCUGAUUGGCAGUCGCAUUGGAAAUGGACAAAGUUUAGUGACCAGUUUUUACAAAUAAACGGUAUUGUUUAUAACAACCAGUCUGAGACUGUUUUUAGUGAAUUGAAAAACCGGGGUAUUUUACCAGAAGUCUUGUCGCGUGAUUCAAUCGAAGAGGUUUUAGAAAGAGUAAACAGGGUUUAUGAAGAUGAUUAUGUGAUUCAAAUCAUACCUGAUUUCAAACCAACUGCCAAUGUUGAUGCAGAUGAGGACAAAUUGGAAAACUUGUACUACGUCGAUGGCAAAGUAGCAAGAAACGAAAACAAUGACGAUGUAUCAGUAGAGCAAGAAAUUGAUGCUGAUUUCGCAGAAGCUCAUAGACUAGCUGCAGAAGAAGAUCAACCUGUCACUAUCUUGGAGGAUGUCCCAUCAAAUACAACCACUGUAAAGCAUGAUAAUCUUUUCACAAACUAUCAAUUUUUCACUACUGGAAUUUGGUCAGGAUUGAUAGUGUCGGGCUUUUUGUUAUUGAUUCUUUAUGGUGCAUUAACUUGGCUUUCAGAUUUACAAAUCACCUACGCUUCAUUUGACAAGCAAGUUGAUUUUGAUAAAAAGAAUGAAUAG
Molecule: messenger RNA, 849 nt
Organism: Lodderomyces parapsilosis
Lineage: Eukaryota; Fungi; Ascomycota; Pichiomycetes; Serinales; Debaryomycetaceae
Gene: ABG1
Product: Abg1p
Exons: 1
Coding region: 1-849 (282 amino acids)
Biological process (GO): fungal-type cell wall biogenesis; (1->6)-beta-D-glucan biosynthetic process
Cellular component (GO): endoplasmic reticulum membrane
Source: RefSeq, a predicted model, not a curated record